Molecule: messenger RNA, 774 nt
Organism: Sphenostylis stenocarpa
Lineage: Eukaryota; Viridiplantae; Streptophyta; Magnoliopsida; Fabales; Fabaceae
Source: the annotation of a GenBank genome assembly
AUGACUUCAACUGAGAUGAGAGGAUCAAGGAGUGAUCAUCCACCAGUUCAAGGUACUGAAAAUACCCAACAAAAAAUUGUUGGCAGGCAGCAUGAUUCCAAGAAAAACAAGGUGAAGGAUGAAAUCAAUAAAACUGUUCCCUUUCACAAACUUUUCUCAUUUGCACAUCCUUGGGAUUAUUUUCUGAUGAUUGUUGGGGCAAUAAGUGCUGUUUCUAAUGGAAUCUGUCUGCCUUUAAUGACUUCAUUUAUUGGAGAUGCUAUUGAUGCAUUCGGAAGACAUACUAAUAAUACACAAGAAGUAGUUCAUGAAGUUUCCAAGGUGUCUCUAAAGUUUGCAUCCAUAGGUGCAGGUGCCUUUUUAGCAGCAUUCCUGCCGACACAUGCGUGCAAUCUUCCAGAGGUGUCUUGCUGGGUGAUCACUGGGGACAGACAAGCUGCAAGAAUUAGAGCCUUGUACCUCAAAGCAAUUUUGAGACAAGAUAUCAGCUUCUUUGACAAGGAAACCACAAGUGGAGAGGUUGUUGGAAGGAUGUCAGGGGACACAGUUCUUAUUCAAGAAGCCAUGGGAGAGAAGUUAGGAAAGUUCAUUCAGCAUAUGUCAAGUUUUUUAGGUGGCAUAAUCAUAGCCUUCACCAAGGGUUGGCUUCUAAGCCUUGUCCUUCUAUCUUCUCUUCUUCUUCUUGUCCUCUCGGGUUCCAUAAUGAACUUCGCUUUUGCUAAGAAGGCAUCUCGCGGACAAGCAGCUUAUUCUGAAGCAGCAACAGUAGUGUAG